Molecule: messenger RNA, 930 nt
Organism: Aspergillus japonicus CBS 114.51
Lineage: Eukaryota; Fungi; Ascomycota; Eurotiomycetes; Eurotiales; Aspergillaceae
Exons: 2
Coding region: 1-930 (309 amino acids)
Source: RefSeq, a predicted model, not a curated record
AUGCCUAUGAAGCAAAUUCAGAGCCACUUUCGGGGGCUUAUGUCGAAAUCAAAUUGUCGAGCACCGUGGAGAGUCCUACAAGGACUCUGGAAGUCCUUCCAGAAAUCGAGCGAUCCUCCUCCUACCUCUCAACCGGACAUCAAACAAGUUAACAACCGUGUAUCGCCCGACUCGCAGGCCAUCAAUUAUAACGGCAUCUCUGCCCUCGUCGAAGGUGGCUAUAUGCACGUACCCCCACAAAGGCUCGUUGUCGUCAACCCUGACCCGGAGUCCGAACCGGCGGAUAGUAUCCGCUCGCUACGCCCGUUCCUCUCAUCUACAAUGCGAUCGAGCUCUUAUGCCCACUCCCUGGCCUCCACGCGAAGCACUCGUCCAGAGAGUCGCUUGUCAAGCGUGGAUACCAGAGCCACGAGUAUAUUAUCCGAGUCACAAGAGAGCACUUUGUCGUUCGACUUGAACAACGAGGAGGUCGAUCUAUUCUACCAUAUCAUCUUCAACGGCCUGAGGGUCCAGAUCAGCCGCAACCGAGUGCCCCAGGCGCUAAGCUACCUCUGUUCCUUCGACUUGUCGUCGCGGUUCAUAGUACGAGUAGUUGUCCUGGCCAACGCUGCGACCGGCCCGCCACCGCCGCACGAGCUACUCCGCAAUGGCCCCAUCCUCACCCCUCCUCCAAGCGUUGACAAACAACAACUACACGACCACCACCACCCAGCCCCCGGCCUUGACCUUGACCUUGACCUUGGCGUUGGCGUUGGCCUUUCCCCGUCCCCCACCAUCGCCUCGUCCUCCGUCCUCCUCGCAGAACGCAAAGGCCCAUCCGACCGAGACCGAAACCGUUGUUCCCCGGUGCACGCGCAACCCCCACGGCUCACGAUCACGAUCCCGAUCGCUUUCCCCCCUACCCGCCCAAGCCGUUUGCGGUAUCGGUAA